AUGGAGCCCGAGACCGAGACGCCUCCGAGAACACCCACGCUCAGACCGCCAUCACCGCCCACAGCCGAUGAUUCCACGGAGGCAGGCCGUGGAGGGGUCGAAGAUGGUGUCUGUGUGCACCUGUUUUUCCUGGGAGGUUGCCAGUCUGACACACUGAGGGAAGAGCUCUACGACGAGGAUGAUUUGGAGGACCUGGCGGACUUGGAGGUCCUGGUGGCCAGUGCCGAAGAGAUGCUGAGCAGCGGGAGACCGCGUUGUGAGCUGGUUUCCUUCGGUCCCCGGCCGGUCCUUCUGACGGCACCACACUGUUUGGCACUGCUCCGCGACGGGCAGUCGCCGCACCUGGUGGAGAAGCACACGAUCGAGAUCGCCUCGGGCUGUGCUCGUUUCCUCAACGGGAGCGUCUUGAGUUGGUCGGCUUUGGAGCGGAGGAGGACGGAGCUCUUGUGGAGGCUCUCGAAGCGCGUGAACGAGGAGCGGGGCCGCUUCGACAUCCGGGACGGCUUUCUGCUGGAUCCGAGGAAUCGGGAUCCCAACUUCUUGGCCACCUCGGAGCUGCAGACAAACGCGUGGUUUCAACAGAUCCGAAAGCUUUCGGAAGCCUGGAGUCUGAAGUUUGGGAUCGAUCUGGAACUGCUUCACGUGGAUGUCCAUGGAUGUCAGGAUCCACCGAACACUCCCUCGCAUCUCACGGUUGGGCUGGGUGCCAUGUGUUUCCAUGCCAUCGACCUCGGGGACGCAGAUGCCUACGAAGAUGCCAUCUGCUUUGGCAACGCCGUCUGCCGUGAGCUGAGCCAGGUCCUGGCAAAGGCCCAAACCCUGCGGCCGCGCGCCGCGCUGGUGCGACUCUCAGCCCCAGGACCCGAGGAGGAGAACUGCGCCCCGCGCUUCUCUGGGGCCUGGCGGGGCGGCCGGCACACGCAGUCGCAACAGGCGAUCCGCGCAGGCUUCAGCCAUGCCGUGCAGCUGGAGCUCUCCAAGGCACUGCGAGCGAUCUUGGCCACGGACGAGGUCCUCCUCUCCGGCUUCGCCAGCGCCUUGCGAGCGGCAUGGGUUCAAGCGAAAGCAGCAAAGACACAAAGACAGAGGCGGUCGAAGCGCUCAUGGCAAGCGAAGACCUAG
This is a messenger RNA of Symbiodinium sp. CCMP2456, 1122 nucleotides long. Lineage: Eukaryota; Dinophyceae; Suessiales; Symbiodiniaceae. The record is from the annotation of a GenBank genome assembly.